Lolium perenne is the source of this 1859-nucleotide messenger RNA. RefSeq names its product E3 ubiquitin-protein ligase WAV3-like. Lineage: Eukaryota; Viridiplantae; Streptophyta; Magnoliopsida; Poales; Poaceae. The record is from RefSeq and is a predicted model, not a curated record.
GUACAUCAGAUCCAACCUUCCUUCGCUCGAUGCCUCGAUCCAUGGCAGAAGCAUGCGACGCCGACGUGUGUGCCAUCUGCCUCGGCGGCAUGGUCCGCGGCCAGGCCAGCUUCGUGGCGGAGUGCUCCCACGCCUUCCACCUCCGCUGCAUCUCCGCCAGCGUCGCCCACGGCAACCACAACUGCCCGCUCUGCAAGGCGUCUUGGACCGUGCUGCCAGCCGUGACCGCCGCCCCACGGCCUCCACCUGUGAACGGCCGACGUGCUCCGCGCCCUCCGCCGCUGGCUUGGUCCCGACAGGUGGCCCGAAGCACAUACGAAGACGACGAGCAGGUGCAGGAGUCGACCGUCAGGGCGAAUGCCGCGGCGGCAACCGGCGGAGGAGCAGUGGUACUCACGACGCACUGCGAGUUCCCUGCCGUCGCGAAGGGCGCGGCCCGUGAGAACUUCGCCGUGCUCGUGCACGCCAAGGCGCCAUCUGCGGCCGCCUCCGAUGCGGCGCGCGCGCCGCUCGACCUCGUGACGGUGCUCGACGUCAGCGGGAGCAUGAGGGGCCACAAGCUGGAGCUUCUGAAGCAGGCGAUGGGGUUCGUCAUCGACAACCUCGGACCCGCCGACCGCCUCUCCGUCGUGUCCUUCUCCGACGAGGCGAUUCGCCGGAUCCGUCUCGUGCGCAUGUCGGACCAGGGGAAGGCUGAUGCGAAGCUCGCCGUGCAGUCCCUCGUCGCACGCGGUGGGACGAACAUUGGCGAGGGCCUCCGCGUGGCCGCCCAGGUGCUCGAUGACCGCCGGGGCAAGAACGCCGUCGCGAGUAUCAUGCUUCUCUCCGACGGGCGGGACGCGUUCACCGCCGGUAGAAACGGUGCUGCGGCUAACUACAUCAACCUCGUGCCAUCCUCGCUCACCUACGCCGGAUCCGGCAGCAGGACUCCGGCGGUUCAUACUUUUGGGUUCGGCGCCGACCACGACGCCGCGGCGAUGCACACCGUCGCGGAGUCCACCGGUGGAACGUUCUCCUUCGUGGAGGACGAGACGGUCGUCCAGGACUCGUUCGCGCAGUGCAUCGGCGGGCUCCUCACGGUGACCGUGCAGGAGGCGCGCAUCGAGGUCACGUGCUUGCAUCCGGGCGUGCGCGUCCGGGAGGUCAAGUCUGGACGCUAUGAAAACCGCUUGCACGACGGUGGCCGUGCUGCGUCGGUUGACGUGGGCGAGCUCUACGCCGACGAGGAGAGGCGCUUUUUGAUAUUCGUGGACGUACCUGCAGCUGCAGGAGACCACACCAGGCUGGUCAAAGUGAGCUGCACUUACCGAAACGCCGCGACAGGGCAGGCGGCCAACGUCGCUGGAGACGACGCCGUGGUCCAGAGGCCGGUUGUGGUGACUCACAUCGAGCCGUCCAUGGAGGUCGAGCGUGAGCGCGUACGCGUGGCGGCAACCGAAGACAUGGCGGCGGCCAGGGAAGCGGCUGAUCGCGGCGAACAUGCCAGCGGCGCACGGAUACUGCGGUCGCGGCUGCAGGCCGUGCAGCGUUCCGCGCCGGGGGCGGCCGGCGAAGCUACUUGCACGGCGCUGAUGGACGAGCUGUGUGAACUUGCCGCUCGCGUGGAAAACCGGCGGGAAUACGACACGACGGGGCGCGCGUGUUUCUUCUCCAGCAUGAGCUCUCACGGGCGGCAGCGCGCCGGCGGCUCGUUGGGAAAGUCGCGGUGCAAGUCGCAGGCGUACUUCACUCCGGCAAUGGAGGACAUGGUGAAGAGAUCGCGCGAGCAGCGGAAGGCGACGGCGCCACACCAGACUCCCAAACGGCACCAGCCAGAAGCCCAGAGUAAGCCACAACGGAAACGUGGCAAAUACCUUUAA